This is a messenger RNA of Carcharodon carcharias (great white shark), 2614 nucleotides long. It is a transcript of the gene pdia5, whose product is annotated as protein disulfide isomerase family A, member 5. Lineage: Eukaryota; Metazoa; Chordata; Chondrichthyes; Lamniformes; Lamnidae. Gene Ontology annotation, molecular function: protein disulfide isomerase activity. The transcript is spliced from 17 exons. Gene Ontology annotation, biological process: protein folding. Bases 43 to 1623 code for a protein of 526 amino acids. Gene Ontology annotation, cellular component: endoplasmic reticulum. The record is from RefSeq and is a predicted model, not a curated record.
CGCGGCGCCACGGCGCAUGUGUGAACCGACCACCGUGGCAAGAUGGCGGCGCGCAGGGCUUCAGGUGCUUGGACUUUGCAAACGGUUUAUUUCUUAUUGCUGGCUGUGCUGCCCACAUGCCUCAUGGCAGCAAAAGUGUCUCCACUGAUUGAGAAAGUUGAUGACCAAAAAGAACUGAAGAAGCUCAUGCGGACGAGAAAUAACAUAUUGGUGCUAUACUCCAAAUCAGCUGCCACCGCUGAACGACCGCUUAAACUACUCUCUGAUGUGGCAGAAGCAGUAAAAGGGCAGGGCACCAUUGCCUGGGUAGAUUGUGGGAACAGUGAAAGCCGGAAGCUGUGCAAGAAGAUGAAAGUGGAGCCGGCCUCAAAGAAAAAUGGCGUUGAGUUGUUGCAUUACAAGGACGGAACUUUCCAUGUUGAAUAUGAAAGGCCUGAAACGUUGAAGUCAAUGGUGGCAUUUAUGAGGGAUCCGGAGGGUGCUCCAUUGUGGGAAGAGAAUCCCGAGGCAAAGGACGUGGUUCACAUUGACAGUGAGAAGGAAUUCAGAAAAUUGUUAAAGAAGGAGGAGCGACCGAUCCUCAUGAUUUUCUACGCCCCAUGGUGUGGGGUGUGUAAGCGGAUGAUGCCAGCCUUUCAACAAGCUGCCACAGAGUUAAAGGGCGUCUAUGUAAUGGCUGGAAUGAAUGUCCAUCCAUCUGAAUUUGACGAAAUCAAACAGGAAUUUAACAUUAAAGGAUAUCCAACCUUCUGUUACUUUGAGAAGGGAAAGUUUCUAUUUAAUUUUGAAAACUACGGAGCUACUGCCCAAGAUUUUGUUGAGUGGAUGAAAAAUCCGCAAGCAGUGCAGCCAAAAGCCCCUGAAGUCCCAUGGGCAGAGCAGGAGUCUGCAGUGUCUCAUUUGACCGACGAUAGCUUCGAUGGGUUUGUGAAGGAACAUUCAUCAGUGCUCGUUAUGUUUUAUGCGCCGUGGUGUGGUCACUGUAAAAAGAUGAAGCCAGAGUAUGAGGAAGCCGCUGAGGUGCUGAAUAACGACAGUGAUAGUCCAGGUGUGUUGGCAGCAGUCGACGUGACAACUCAGAAGUCCUUGGGAGAAAGGUAUCAAAUCACUGGCUUCCCAACACUCAAGUACUUUGAAAACACCGAAGAGAAAUGGACACUUCCACAUUUGCGGACCAAGGACAAGAUUAUCGAGUGGAUCUACAAUCCUCAAGCCCCUCCACCACCGGAACAGUCCUGGGACGAGCAGCAGACCAGUGUCGCCCACCUCGGUGCUGAAGACUUUAAGGAGUUCAUGAAGAAAAAGAAGCACGCCUUGGUCAUGUUCUAUGCCCCUUGGUGCCCUCACUGUAAGAAUACUAUCCCACAUUUCACAACAGCUGCUGACCAUUUUAAGGAAGAACGAAAGAUUGCCUACGCUGCAGUCGAUUGCACUAAAGGACAGAAUCACGAGUUAUGCAAACAGGAAGGUGUGGAGGGAUACCCCAUGAUCAGCUAUUACAAUUAUGGCAAAUUUGUGGAGAGAUACAGUGGGGAAAGAGCGGAAGCUGCUUUCAUUAACUACAUCAGAGGAAUGAGAGGGCAAGAUCACGAGAAGAUUCCGAAGAGGAAAGAGGAGUUGUAACAUUGCAUACCUCGAGCUUGCCACUGCACUGUGAAAGGGCCCUAUUUCCAUCACUACUGUACUGAAACAUCACACUUUCUUAGACUGAGAGCUUUGUUUUUUUUAAAUGAAGAGUGCCCAAUUAUAAAAAAAAAAAUGUUGUAACAGUGGACCACUCUCAGUUCUUUUUUUUAAAAGGACUGCACACUAUUAUAAGAAGAAUACAACUAGAGUUUCAGUGCCACCUUCCUCACUGUUGUGUCCAAGUACAAUGCUUGUAACUAGUGAUCGACUGGGUACAAACAUGUCCUGGUGCCGGUAUUGUCCGUGCCCCUACUGAUUGCAAUAUUCCAGUUUUAGAUCACUUUUUAUCAAGAGAAAAAAAAGUAGGGGUUCAAUAAAUGCAGGAUAAAGCCAUUCCUUCAAACAGUUUGGAAGACGAAGUGUAAUUAUGUGCCGAACAUAGAGCGAGGCUUAAAGCGUCUGCCUUAUUAACAUCGCCAGACUAGACCAACCUUGUACUGGACCUAUUCCACUCGAGAAACAUUGGAACUGGACUUCAUCCGUCGAACUCUAGCUCAUGGUCUAUGCAAAUAUUUUGUAGUUGCAGAUUUUCUAUAUUAAGGUCCAUAAAUUCGGCUGAGGUGGCCUAAUGUUGACAGGUUUUUCUUUUGGGGCUGGGAUGGGGGAUUUGGGGGGUGGGGUUAACGUCUGGGCAGGGUUGGAAGCGGUUAAAAGUUUUAAUCGAGUUGCUCAGGGAUGGCGCAAGGAAGUUCCAAAAAAAAACAGCAAGUCAAAUAUAAUUAUUUUUGAACUCUGUGAUUAUUUAGGGUGCUUCAGAAUACUUGCAGCUAAAUUAAGCAGGUAGAAAAUCAGAGAAAAUGGAAGUGAUCAUGGGUAUAAUUUUUGCCUUUGCAUAUUGGUCCAGUAAUGACUGAUUAUUUUUGGAUUGCAUGUUGAAUAUGAAUAUGGAAGAUGAUCUUAUCAAAGAAAUCUAAUAAAAGGUUCCUGU